Messenger RNA from Aedes albopictus (Asian tiger mosquito), 4949 nucleotides. RefSeq names its product importin-5 (gene Karybeta3). Gene Ontology annotation, molecular function: nuclear import signal receptor activity; small GTPase binding. The transcript has 6 exons. The record is from RefSeq and is a predicted model, not a curated record. Gene Ontology annotation, cellular component: cytoplasm; nucleus. The coding region runs from base 148 to 3447 and encodes 1099 amino acids. Gene Ontology annotation, biological process: protein import into nucleus. NCBI's taxonomy places the organism in Eukaryota, Metazoa, Arthropoda, Insecta, Diptera, Culicidae.
CGUCCCUUCGAAGAGCCGCCGCCCCAGCAGCCGCCAGCAGUCGCUCGCAACCCGCGCGUUUUCUACGCUUCUUCACUGUGUGUGGUUCGGUUGCAGCACGUUCCGUCAGUGUAGUUCUGAGUGGUUCUCUUUUGUAAAUGCGAAAUAAUGGCUGCGGAUCAGGCUCAGUUUCACCAGCUGCUAAAUUCCCUGCUCUCGACCGACAACGAAGUGCGAACGCAGGCCGAGGAAACCUUUAACAGCCUACCAUGCGAGGGCAAGGUGACACACUUGCUGGGCGCGGUCCAGAACCCGCAAAUGACCGAGGAAGCCCGGAUGAUGGCAGCCGUCCUGCUGAGGCGAUUGUUCUCCGCUGAAUUCCAGGACUUUUACAACCCGCUGCCCCCAGAGUCGAAGGAACAGCUCAAGCAGCAGGUCCUGCUGACGCUACAACAGAACGAGAGCCCCAGCUUGCGUCGGAAGAUCUGCGAGGUGGUCGCCGAAGUGGCCCGCAAUCUUAUCGACGACGACGGCAACAACCAGUGGCCGGAGUUCCUGCAGUUCCUGUUCCAAUGUGCCAGCGCUCCGAAUGUCCAGCUCCAGGAAUCGGCGCUACGUAUCUUCUCGUCGGUGCCCGGAAUCUUCGGCAACCAGCAGAGCCAGCAUCUGCAGCUGAUCAAGCAGAUGUUGAUCAAAUACCUGGACCCAUCGUCCGAUCCGGAGGUUCGCUUCCAGGCCGUUCGUGCCGUGGGAGCAUUCAUCCUGUUGCACGAUAAGGAAGACGAUGUUCAAAGGCAGUUCAACGAUCUGUUGCCACGGGUGAUCAUGAUCACGGCCGAAAGUAUCGACCAGCAGGAUGACCAGACGCUGAUCAAGCUGCUGAUCGACAUGGCCGAAAGCGUUCCGAAAUACCUGCGUCCGCAGCUGGAGUCCAUUUUCGACAUGUGCAUGAAGGUUUUCAGCAGCCCGGACGUCGAGGAUAGCUGGCGCCACCUGGCCCUGGAAGUGAUGGUCUCUCUAUCGGAGAAUGCCCCAGCCAUGGUUCGCAAGCGUGCCGAAAAGUACGUCGCUUCGUUGAUUCCUCUGGUGCUGCAGAUGAUGACCGACCUGGAGGAUGACGAGGAAUGGUCCGUGUCGGAUGAGAUCUGCGAAGAUGACACCAGUGAUAACAACGUUAUCGCAGAAUCCGCGUUGGACCGUUUGGCUUGCGGUCUUGGAGGAAAGGCCGUUCUGCCGCACAUCGUCAACAACAUUCCAAACAUGUUGAGCAGCCCGGACUGGAAGCAACGGCAUGCUGCGUUGAUGGCCAUUUCCGCCGCCGGCGAAGGAUGUCACAAGCAGAUGGAGGCCAUGCUGGAGAACAUCAUGCAGGGAGUGCUGAAGUUCCUGAUGGACCCGCACCCGAGGGUUCGCUACGCUGCAUGUAACGCCAUCGGACAGAUGGCCACCGACUUUGCGCCUAUUUUCGAAAAGAAGUUCCACGAACAGGUCAUUCCGGGGCUGUUGAGCUUGCUGGAUGAUGUCCAGAACCCGCGGGUGCAGGCCCACGCCGGUGCCGCUUUGGUCAACUUCAGCGAGGAUUGCCCGAAGAAUAUCCUCACGCGGUACUUGGAUGGAAUCAUGGCUAAGCUGGAGCACAUCCUCACCACCAAGUUCAACGAAUUGGUUGAAAAGGGCACGAAGCUGGUGCUGGAACAGGUAGUGACCACGAUUGCUUCCGUUGCCGACACAACCGAGAAGGAUUUCGUUGGCUAUUACGAUCGGUUGAUGCCCUGCCUGAAGUACAUCAUCCAGAAUGGUAACACCGAGGAACUGCGGUUGCUUCGUGGAAAGACUAUCGAGUGUGUAUCGCUGAUCGGUUUGGCCGUCGGUGCGGAGAAGUUCAUGUCCGAUGCGUCGGAUGUGAUGGACAUGCUGCUGAAGACCCACACCGAAGGUGACCUGCCGGACGAUGACCCACAGACGUCCUAUCUGAUCUCGGCCUGGGCUCGGAUCUGCAAGAUUCUCGGCAAACAGUUCGAACAGUACUUGCCGUUGGUGAUGGGACCGGUAAUGCGGACUGCAUCCAUGAAACCGGAAGUGGCCCUGCUUGACAACGAUGAAGUUCAGGAUGUGGAAAGUGAUAACGAUUGGCAGUUUGUCAAUUUGGGUGAACAACAGAACUUUGGAAUUCGCACGGCCGGAUUGGAGGACAAGGCCUCGGCAUGUGAAAUGUUGGUCUGCUACGCCCGAGAACUGAAGGACGGAUUCGCCAAUUACGCCGAAGAAGUGGUUCGUCUUAUGGUACCGAUGUUGAAGUUCUACUUCCACGAUGGAGUUCGCACAGCCGCCGCCGAAUCGUUGCCAUACCUGCUGGACUGCGCCAAGAUCAAGGGACCGACCUACUUGGAAGGAAUGUGGCUCUACAUCUGCCCGGAACUGCUGAAAGCCAUCGAUUCCGAACCGGAACCGGACGUACAAGCCGAGCUUCUGCAUUCGCUGGCCAAAUGUAUCGAAACGCUAGGUGCUGCAUGUCUCUCGAAGGAAACCAUGGACGAAGUGCUCAAGAUCAUCGACAAAUUCAUGAACCUACAUUUCCAAAAGGAGGAAAAACGUGCCCUGGCCCGCAAGGAGGAAGACUACGACGAGGGAGUCGAGGAGCAGCUGGCCGAAGAGGACGAUGCCGACAUCUAUCUGCUGUCACGAAUCUCCGACAUUGUUCACUCGUUGUUCCUGAGCUACAAGGAUGGCUUCCUGCCGUAUUUCCAACAAGUCGUGCCACACUUUGUCAAACUGCUCGAUCCCGCCAGGACGUGGGCCGACCGGCAGUGGGGAUUGUGCAUAUUCGACGAUCUGAUCGAAUACAGUGGUCCCACGUGCGCUCAAUACCAAGCUUUCUUCAUGCAACCGAUGCUAGAAUAUGUAAAGGACCCACAACCGGAAGUCCGGCAAGCGGCAGUAUACGGAUGCGGAGUUUUAGCACAGUACGGCGGCGACCAGUUCUCGAUAUCGUGCGCUCAGGCCAUCCAGCUGCUGAUAGAAGUCAUCAUGAUGCCCGGCAGCCGCGAACCGGAAAAUGUGAACCCCACAGAGAAUGCCAUCUCCGCCGUGACCAAGAUACUGAAAUACAACAACAAGGCCAUCCCCAACCCGGACGAGAUCAUCGCACUUUGGUUCUCGUGGCUCCCAGUGGUGGAAGACGACGACGAAGCCAUCCACGUCUAUGGCUAUCUGUGUGAUCUGAUUCAGGCCAACCAUCCGGCGGUCCUGGGCGAGAACAAUUCCAACCUACCCCGCAUAGUGUCCAUCUUCGCCGAGGCGUUCUACCGCGAGGCAAUGUCCGUCGGCCAUCCGGAGUCGACCCGGAUGCUGGCCAUCGUGAAACAGAUCGAAUCCAGUCCGGACAUUUUCCAGGCGUGUAUAAACCAGCUGACGGCGGAACAGAAAACGGCCCUCGAGGAAGCGUACCGAACUGCGGCGGCUCAGUAAGUGGUGCUGCUGUGGCUGUGGAGGAACGAAAGCAAGAAUGGGACCGGUACGCGCGAGGACAAGAGUGAGAGAUCAGUUAGGACCAUCCCGGGGUGAUCCCGGGCGUGAGAGAUGACCAUGGACAGAGGAAGGGACGUUAAAUUGAUUUCUUUGAGUGUUUCUUUGAGUUUUGUCGCCGACCUCCUCUCAAACAGAGGCAACCAAUUACACGAACAGAAACUAAGAAAUAGGGAAUACAAUCGGCUUAUAUUGCUAACAACUACCACACACUUGGCAGCAACACGUCACGACACGAGAGAUUACACAACGCAUCCUAUAUUAACAUCUCCUUUCUAUGUCUCGGUAAAAGAUUGAGUUAAGAGAAUAUUAUAUAUACAAAAUAUAUAGCUGUUUCUCUGCAGUGCAUACUAGUGUAUUACCUAGAGUUAUAUUUUGCAAUUAUUUAAUCACACUUGUAAUCCUUUUUCUUUAAACAAAAAAGCUUGAUUAUAUAUUUACCUUUCGAUUGUUAGCAAUCUACAUCCAUCUGAGAGUGGAAAGCACAUUAGUUUUUUCGAGGAUCCCCUCCGAUGAGGUUCGAGUUCGCCUUCUCCGUCUUUUGAUGUUGUAUGUUCAAUAUUACUUUAAAUUUUCGCAUCAUCGCUACACGGAGGGCAUUCUCAAGUCGCUGGAUAAGCUACCCAAAUCGUGGUUAUGGGCCCAUUUUUCCUCACUGGGCAUCGUUUCCUUCGUUGUGAUCUUCAAACACCACGUCCGCCUACUAAGUGUAAUCAUGACGACGCCAUUUCUACGGGACGUGAUCAAUAACGUCGAAUUCUAUUGAAAGAGACCACAGCGCAUUACGCAAAGAGAUUUGAGUUUAUACCACUGUGAAAAAGUAUUGGCUCUCAACUAUGGCCACACCCCAGGCAGGUAUUCAGAAACAAAAGUACGGUUCUUCUUAGUUCCAUUUAGAAUGUACAUAUUAUUAUUGGAUAAUCUUCCGUGUAUAUCACGCAAAGAACCAACUGUCGUUGCAGCAGAACGAAACUAUUUUACGUUAUAGCGAAUUAGCGCUCGGACUCGGAACGCUGUUAUUUCCCAAGGAAACUACAAUACUAAAUCUGAUCGUCUGGCUGGCGUCGAUUUUUUUUCUAUGAAAAUUACCUCCCCAGUAAUGAGUAGCGCAGUGUUUUCCCGGUUCAGAAGCCAAACAGAGUAGUUGCAAUUUCUUCUUCAACCUACCUACCUACCUACCGCCACACUAAUCUAGUAGGCACCCACCCCACAGACCGAGAUGCUCCGUACAACAAGCUUGAUCGUCAUUCUUCGAUAGCAGCAGGCCUUGAUUUAUGUUGUAACCAGAGAUCGAAGAAGAAAAAGAAGAAGACGACGACGAGAGGAGGACUACUUCGAUCGAUAACAGAAACUUUCAAAUUUAAGCACAUUUUCCGUAUUCGAAACAGGCAACAGCAAAUCUGUAAUAUGAGAAUAAAAUGAUAUUCUAUUAUUGAAAAAAUGAA